CCUCUGGAAAGUACAGCACCAAGAUCCCCAAGGCGUGCGUGCCUCUUACUCGUACCUUCUCUACAAGCGGCCUUCAUUAUAUCAACGACUUGACACCAUACAUCUAUCUUCACAAAACGCCAUUCUCCCCCUUGAUCUCUAGGCCAACUUUGCCAUCGCCUGCCUCCCUCCCUACUCUCGCGUCCCAUCAUCGCCGUCCUUUCAAUCACCGGCCGUGUCCCCUCUCCUGUUUACUACUCCAUCCGGUCGAUCCAGUGGAUUAUCAAACAGCGCCACCUCCAUAACAGAGAACAUCACUUACACUUGACCGACUCGGCGAUACUCAGACCCCUUCUUCCCUCUCUCUUGGUUCCUCCCACACACCAAUAUUCAGCAUGGACCGACUUAAUCGUAUGCUUGCCGCCGCCCAAGGCAUGGGCAUGCAAGGCCAGAGCGGUGAUACCAGCCUCGUUGACAAUUCAGAAACCGUCUACAUUUCCUCACUUGCACUGCUCAAGAUGCUUCGGCAUGGCCGAGCCGGUGUUCCCAUGGAAGUCAUGGGCCUGAUGUUGGGAGAGUUUGUCGACGACUUCACAGUCCGCGUCGUGGAUGUCUUUGCUAUGCCCCAGUCAGGAACAUCUGUCAGUGUCGAAUCUGUCGAUCCCGUCUUCCAAACAAAAAUGAUGGACAUGCUCCGUCAAACUGGUCGGCCUGAGACUGUCGUGGGCUGGUAUCACUCACAUCCUGGUUUUGGCUGCUGGCUAUCCUCGGUGGAUAUCAACACUCAGCAAUCUUUUGAACAGCUCACUCCCCGCGCCGUCGCAGUAGUAGUCGACCCCAUCCAAUCCGUCAAGGGAAAAGUCGUCAUCGAUGCCUUCCGGUUAAUCAACCCCCAGACGAUGAUGAUGGGACAAGAGCCUCGCCAGACCACGUCCAAUCUUGGUCAUUUGAACAAGCCCUCCAUUCAAGCUCUCAUCCACGGUCUAAAUCGUCAUUACUACAGCAUCGGCAUUCAAUACCGCAAGACAGGCUUGGAAGAGAAUAUGUUGAUGAAUCUGCACAAAGAAGUCUGGACAGAAGGCCUAGAGCUCCCACACAGUUUCGGCGACGAGCGCAAGCGGAAUGAAGAAGGCCUGAAGCAGCUGGUUUCAUUAGCAGAAGGUUACGAGCGGCGAGUGAGAGAGGAGAACGAAUUGACACCGGAGCAACUCAAAACCCGAUACGUCGGCAAGGUUGACCCAAAGAAGCAUAUUGAAGAUGUCGGACAGCGAUUGAUCGAGGACAAUAUCGUGGCGGUAUCAAGGCAAAUGAUUGACAAAGAAGCCAGUGUGGCGAAGAAGGCCCAACAGACCAACGGCAAUGGAAGCCAUGCUUACGAGAAUGGUGACAUGGACGUGGACGACGGACUGUGAGCCGAGGAGGAGCACUACAAGAGGAACAAACAAUUCUAGACGAGAUUCACCAAUGUAAUUUUGUAUCCACGGCCGGGUCGAGCCAUGGGAAUCUUCUUUCCCAGCUUGUUGUAUGCAUGCAUGGCGUUCGAAUUCGAUGCGCAACCAAUUCAUCAGGCAGGACGGUAGUCUCACCAAAAUCCAAAAAUCCAAAUCAUCGAAGAGCUUCAUUGUCGC
Messenger RNA from Exophiala mesophila, 1607 nucleotides. RefSeq names its product 26S proteasome regulatory subunit rpn11. Gene Ontology annotation, molecular function: proteasome binding; protein binding; metallopeptidase activity. NCBI's taxonomy places the organism in Eukaryota, Fungi, Ascomycota, Eurotiomycetes, Chaetothyriales, Herpotrichiellaceae. The transcript has a single exon. Gene Ontology annotation, biological process: proteasome-mediated ubiquitin-dependent protein catabolic process; protein deubiquitination. The record is from RefSeq and is a predicted model, not a curated record. Gene Ontology annotation, cellular component: proteasome regulatory particle, lid subcomplex. The coding region runs from base 375 to 1391 and encodes 338 amino acids.